UCUUAACAUAAACGACAAGGCAGGGCUUUAAACAAAUUCAUUCCAACCUAACCGCCAUACUUUUAAUGCACUGAGUGAUGUUAAAGUUGUUCAGUUUACGUAGAGUCAGCGUGCGGGGAGGCUAUGCCACAUGGUCAAAAACCAAAGCAAUGAAGGAAAAAAAGAAGAAGACUGAAGACUCUGGCGGUGUCUCAGAGCUGAACCCCUGGCCCGAGUUCAUUCAAAAGAGGAUUACCCUAUGGGACAAGUACAAAGUGCAAUACACCGAGGAAUUGGCCAAGAAGCCUGAUGUCAGUAUUGUUGUUACGCUGCCAGACGGGAAGACUGUUGAGGCUAAAGCGUGGAGGACUACGCCUUAUGAUGUGGCCAAGGGAAUCAGCCAAGGCCUGGCCGACUCCACCAUCAUAGCUCGAGUGAACAACGAGCUUUGGGACCUGGACAGACCGCUGGAAGGUGAUUGCAAGCUGGAGCUGCUCCGCUGGGACAACACUGAUGCCCAGGCUGUGUUCUGGCACUCUUCGGCGCAUAUGCUGGGAGAGGCUAUGGAGCGGGUAUAUGGUGGGUGCUUGUGCUACGGACCGCCCAUUGAAGAAGGAUUCUACUAUGACAUGUACUAUCCCGAGAAAGGAAUCUCAUCCACAGACUUCCAUGUGCUGGAAGGUCUGGUAAAGAAGAUAGCCAAGGAGAAGCAGCCGUUCGAACGCCUGGAGUUGACCAAGGAACAACUGCUGGAGAUGUUCGACUAUAACCCGUUCAAAGUGCGGAUUCUUAAUGAGAAGGUGAACACACCUACCACCACUGUGUACCGCUGCGGACCGCUCAUCGACUUGUGCAGGGGACCGCACGUCAGACACACGGGCAAGGUCAAGGCCGUCAAGGUCACCAAGAACUCAGCAACGUACUGGGAAGGCAAAGCCGACGCGGAAAGCCUCCAGCGUAUCUACGGAGUAUCCUUUCCGGAGCCCAAACAGCUCAAGGAGUGGGAGACGAUUCAGGAAGAGGCUGCUAAGAGGGACCACAGGAAAAUUGGCAGGGAGCAAGAGUUGUAUUUCUUCCACGAGCUAUCGCCUGGCUCCUGUUUCUUCCAACCCCGCGGCGCGCACAUUUAUAACACGCUAGUCAACUUCAUUCGCGAACAGUACAGGAUCCGAGGAUUCCAAGAAGUAGUAACUCCGAACAUCUACAACGCGAAGCUGUGGCAGACAUCCGGUCACUGGGCUCACUACGCAGAGAAUAUGUUCUCCUUCGAUGUCGAGAAGGAAACCUUCGCUUUGAAACCCAUGAACUGUCCGGGACAUUGUUUGAUGUUCGACAACCGCACCCGGUCGUGGCGCGAGCUGCCACUCCGUAUGGCGGAUUUCGGUGUUCUGCACCGCAACGAGCUCAGUGGCGCCCUCACUGGCCUAACUCGAGUCAGGCGGUUCCAGCAAGAUGACGCGCAUAUAUUCUGCGCUCAACAACACAUUGAAAAGGAGAUGGUGGGUUGCCUAGAGUUCCUAGAAGCCGUGUACUCGACUUUUGGGUUCACGUUCCAACUGAAGCUAUCCACUCGCCCGGAGAAGUAUCUCGGGGAGCUCGCCGCUUGGAACGAGGCUGAAAAGGCGUUAGAAGACUCUUUAAACAAAUUUGGCAAGCCGUGGCAACUGAACCCGGGCGAUGGCGCGUUCUACGGGCCCAAGAUCGACAUCACCAUCCAGGACGCCUUGCGAAGGUCACACCAAUGUGCGACCAUACAACUGGACUUCCAGCUGCCGGAGAGAUUCAACCUCAGCUAUGUCAGUGAGAGCGGCGAAAAAAAACGGCCGGUCAUCAUUCAUCGCGCGAUCCUCGGCUCAGUCGAGCGAAUGAUCGCCAUCCUGAGCGAGUCAUACGCUGGCAAAUGGCCUUUCUGGCUCAGUCCACGGCAAGUCUGCAUCGUUCCUGUCGGUCCUGCGUUCGAUGACUACGCUAUCAAGGUGAACGAUCAACUAUACGCGGCCGGUUUCAUGUCGGAAGCUGACACGGACGCUGGUGACACGCUCAACAAGAAAGUGCGGAACGCUCAGCUCGCCCAGUUCAAUUACAUCCUAGUGGUGGGUGAACGCGAGAAAUCCUCAGGCACGGUGAACGUGCGCACUCGAGACAACAAAGUCCACGGAGAGAUGUCUAUAGAGGCUCUUAUCGAACACUUCAACACGCUCGUCAAAGAGAAGACUUUGGCUGAAGACAGUCAGCUGCUCAAGUAGUAUACCUAUUCGACUUUUGAACGCCGAGAAUAGCUUAACCUUUAAGAUGCAUAUGAUAUCAGAAUCGUAACUAUCGAGAUCAGGGUUUCGAGGAUGUAUAUCAAUGGAUAUAUAUCACGAUAUAUAUCCGAUAUAUAUCGGAUAUAUAUCCAGCGGGGUUCGACGAUAUAUAUCAAUGGAUAUAAAUAUCCGAUAAACAUAAUUUUUUUAUAAAUAUUGCAAUACAAAAAUGGUUUAAAAAAAAUGUUACAUUGUUAAAAAUAUAGUUUUUUUUUGUUUGUUACUGUUUUUCUGCUAAAUGUUAUGAUUUUUAGUAGAAUUUUCCUUAUCUUAAGUUGUAUUCAUAAAUAGUGCAACAAAAUAAUAAUAUGCCUUCCAUACAAAAUGGAUAUAUAUCGAAGUUGAUAUAUAUCCGAUAUAUAUCAUAAAUAUCCGAUAUUUUGAUAUUUAUUAUAAAUAUCGGAUAUUUUCGAACCCUGAUCGAAAUUAUACAACCAGACACGAGAUUGACGUCAAUAUGAGACUAUCAUACAGUGAUGAUGAUGAUUUUAUCCGGUUGUCCCUCAUCAGGGGCAUAGGGCUCUUAGGAAGAAUUUCCACUGUUCCCGGCCCUCGGCGGCCUCCUCCAGGCGCGCUGACCAGCCUCCUGCCGACCGCGCGCCUGCAGGUAGUCCGCGACCUCUCCCCCUUCAUCCGUGAAUAUUCCAACUCAACCCUUGCUUGGACAGGUGGUUUGGCCUUCGUAAGACAUGUCCUAUCCAGCGCCAUUUCCGACUAUCAUACAGUAUGCUUGUUUAAAAUUGAUGUGGAUUUCAAUUCUUAUUGUCAUUUUGCAAGAGAAGCCUAAGUGAUACCAAUCAUUUAAGGGAGUGGUGUAAAGGUUAAGACGGCAUAGAAGCAUAUAAUAAAGAAUAGUGCUACCGUACGGAAAGAACACUACAAAAACCUACAUUCUUUUCUUGGAUAAUUGAUAUUACUUAGAAAAAAUCAUAUGGAUGUAUCAAACGCAGAGGGCACUCUUAUAUUUAUCGCCAGUGUCCGAGAUGUGGCAAGGAGCUACAUUCCCAGUUGGAUGAAGUUUCAAUUCAGUGUCUCGUCGCUAAAAUCGCGCCGGUAAAACUAUUAAAAUGUUAUAUCUAAGACAAAAAAUAAAAUUAUUUUUUGGGGGCUGGUAUGAAUUUACGGCAUUCACUCUUUAAUUAACUUUUUUGUGAUUCGAUUAGAAUAAGUUUCUUGUAUUUUAAUGUAGUAAUUUAUUUAGCGUGUCUCUUUCUUCAAAGGCUUAGUUUAAACGGCCAAUGAGUGCAUUUGUUGCAUUUAAUUUUUUAAGUAUCGUUCAACAUUUGGUAAAAUUAUAUUAUCUGAAGGUAAACAAACAUGUUGCAAUACAGGGUGAUUUUGUAAGUACGAGACAAACUUUGCAUAGUGACUUAAAAAAAAAUCGGCUAUUCCAUAGAAAUGAGCCGCGUCACGUCAGUCAAAAUCUGUGGGCCUAGUGAAAAAGGGUAUUUGACUCGGUGAAAAGGGUCACAAGUCCGAGGUGGGACUUGUGCCCUUUUUCACCGAGUCAAUUCGAGUUAUACCCUUUUUCACUAGGCCCACAGAAAUGUACUGCCAUUUUUCUUUCGCGAUUUCGGCAUUCCUCCCAUACUAAACGUUGUUCAUUAUGACCUCAAAUGUAAAGCAAAGUUUGGUGGCUAAUACUUAGGUACUUACGAAAUAAAUCUGUAUAGACUUCUCAACAAAGUUUAUAUAUAAACUACAUUAGAUUGGCAGUAUAAAAAAAAUACGAUAUUAAUAUAUGGUGUUUCCAGUUACAUUUCUAAGCUAUGGUUGGUUAAUAAAAAUGCUUUUAUUUAUAAA
Leguminivora glycinivorella is the source of this 4088-nucleotide messenger RNA. It is a transcript of the gene ThrRS, whose product is annotated as threonine--tRNA ligase 1, cytoplasmic. Gene Ontology annotation, biological process: threonyl-tRNA aminoacylation. The coding region runs from base 78 to 2225 and encodes 715 amino acids. Gene Ontology annotation, molecular function: ATP binding; threonine-tRNA ligase activity. The transcript is spliced from 15 exons. The record is from RefSeq and is a predicted model, not a curated record. NCBI's taxonomy places the organism in Eukaryota, Metazoa, Arthropoda, Insecta, Lepidoptera, Tortricidae. Gene Ontology annotation, cellular component: cytoplasm.